AGUCUCUCCCGAAAGCAACUCAGUUUGAAAACUCGGAGCGUAGUGCCGGUGCCCUGACCCCGCAGGUCUCCGCCUGACUGGGGCAGAGCAAGAACUCGAAGUGACAGUGGGCUGACGGCGGCUCCAGGCAGCGGAGUGGGGAGCGCGCCGGACCACCAUGCCGCGUUCGUUCCUUGUCAAGAGCAAGAAGGCUCACAGUUACCACCAGCCGCGCUCCCCGGGACCCGACUAUUCCCUCCGCCUGGAGAAUGUACUCGCGCCAGGCGGAGCAGACAGCACCUCGAGCGCAGGAGGGGCGAAGACAGAGCCCCGGGGUCGUUUGUCCCCCGACUCACAGAUGACUGAGGCCCCUGACAGAGCCUCCGCAUCUCCGGGCAGCUGUGAGGGCAGCGUCUGCGACCGGAGCUCAGAGUUUGAGGAUUUCUGGAGGCCUCCGUCGCCCUCUGUGUCUCCAGCCUCAGAGAAGUCGGUGUGCCCGUCGCUGGACGAAGCCCAACCCUUCCCCCUGCCCUUCAAGCCAUACUCGUGGAGCGGCCUAGCGGGUUCUGACCUGCGGCACUUGGUGCACAGUUACCGGCCGUGCGCGGCCCUGGAGCGCGGCGCGGGCCUGGGCCUCUUCUGCGAGCGCGCCCCGGAGCCAGGCCACCCCGCGGCGCUCUACGGCCCGGAGCGGGCUGCGGGCGGCGCAGGGGCCGGGGCGCCCGGGGGAGGCAGCGCAGGAGGUGGCGCUGCCGGCGGCGCGGGCCUGGGGCUCUACGGCGACUUCGGGCCCCCGGCGGCAGGGCUGUACGAGCGGCCGACGGCGGCGGCCGGCGGGCUGUACUCUGAGCGCGGCCACGGGCUGCACGCGGACAAGGGCGCCGGCGUCAAGGUGGAGUCGGAGCUGCUGUGCACCCGCUUGCUGCUGGGCGGCGACUCCUACAAGUGCAUCAAGUGCAGCAAGGUGUUCUCCACGCCGCACGGGCUCGAGGUGCACGUGCGCAGGUCCCACAGCGGCACGAGACCCUUUGCGUGCGAGAUGUGCGGCAAGACCUUCGGGCACGCGGUGAGCCUGGAGCAGCACAAAGCCGUGCACUCGCAGGAACGAAGCUUUGACUGUAAGAUCUGUGGCAAGAGCUUCAAGAGGUCAUCUACGCUGUCCACACACUUGCUUAUCCAUUCAGACACCCGGCCCUACCCUUGUCAGUACUGUGGCAAGAGGUUCCACCAAAAGUCAGACAUGAAGAAACACACCUUCAUUCACACUGGUGAGAAGCCCCACAAAUGCCAGGUGUGUGGGAAGGCAUUCAGCCAGAGCUCCAACCUCAUCACCCACAGCCGCAAGCACACAGGCUUCAAACCCUUUGGCUGUGACCUUUGUGGGAAGGGCUUCCAGAGGAAGGUGGACCUCAGGCGGCACCGGGAGACACAGCAUGGGCUCAAAUGAGGGCCCUGGCUGGCUGCAAGCAGCAAGCAUUACACAACACUACGGAGGGCAGCCUCCCCACUUGCUAUCAUCCACUUCCGACAUUUCAGGCCAGUCCGAAGAUCCCAGCAGGGUGAGCCCCUCCACCUUACUUCCUGGAACAGCAAGAGGGGAUAAAUUACCUUUACAAAGUUCAGCCCAGAGCGGGAACCAAGUAACUUACUGGGCUGUGAACACGUCGAAUAGGCUCCCCCACACCAGAAGGAAGACUCAAAAGUCAAGAGGGGCUCAGAUAAAAUCCUGGGCUCUGCAGUUCUCAUUCCCAGCCCUGCUCCACAGACAGGACAACCCUUCAGGUUUCUUCCCUUCUCCUGACCUACCCCAGAUACUUGUGUGGAAGAGGAGGAAUCACCAUUUACAAGGUUGACACGUGCUAAUGUUUUUAUUUAGAAUGAAAAAUGAGUGUUACUUUUUUUUUUCUUUCUGGGGAGUCUGUUAACCCCUUUCUAUUGGGUGCUGCCUGUAAAUCUUGGAAGAAUCAAUUCUCCCACUUGAAGAAUGGUUCAGAAACUGACUUGGGGAAGGAGUUUCAUACUUUUGAAAUGACAAAAUAUGCUGUCCAGCCUGUUUCUUUUUUUUAAAAAUUUUUUUUUUAACGUUAAUCUAUUCCCAAGACAGAGAGAGACAGAGCAUGAAUGGGGGAGGGUCAGAGAGAGGGAGACACAGAAUCCAAAACAGGCUCCAGGCUCUGAGCUGUCAGCACAGAGCCGACACGGGGCUCGAACUCACGGCCCGCGAAAUCAUGACCUGAGCCGAAGUCGGCUGCCCAACCGACCGAGCCACCCAGGCGCCUCCAGCCUGUUUCAAGAGGGAGCAGAAGAAAAAAAAUCACUUGGUGGUGAGAGGAGAGGAGAGUCCUUCCUGCAGGAGGCUUGUGAAGACUUCAUCAGAGCAGCACCUCUGGACAACAAACCAUCUGUUCACUCAGCAAGUGUUUAUUGACCACAGGCUGCAGGCCUGGGUAUCAGGGAGCCAGAGAUUAAAGGUAUGGCCCUUGCCCCUGCCCUUCAAAAGCUAACAGUUGCACCUCCGAGUGGCUGGGUCUGAUUUUUCCCUCCAAAGGAAUUUGGAGAAGACAAAUAGAAUCUUGAACCUUCUUUUCUGACACAUUUGGAUUUUAUCAAGCAUAAACAAACAAAAAAGGCUGAACAGAUACUUCCAAGAUUUGUGUGUAUAUUCAGUUUUUGAUUGUUACACUGAUAUUUUUAAGAUGUCUAAGCUAGCAGGCAUGUGAAGUGAUCUUCCGUGUGUACUAGAAGGACACAAAGUGGUAUUUUUACGUUGAUGAGGUUUG
Felis catus (domestic cat) is the source of this 2759-nucleotide messenger RNA. It is a transcript of the gene GFI1, whose product is annotated as growth factor independent 1 transcriptional repressor. Gene Ontology annotation, biological process: regulation of transcription by RNA polymerase II. Gene Ontology annotation, molecular function: RNA polymerase II cis-regulatory region sequence-specific DNA binding; DNA-binding transcription factor activity, RNA polymerase II-specific. The record is from RefSeq and is marked provisional. Lineage: Eukaryota; Metazoa; Chordata; Mammalia; Carnivora; Felidae.